Molecule: messenger RNA, 20590 nt
Organism: Pelobates cultripes (western spadefoot toad)
Lineage: Eukaryota; Metazoa; Chordata; Amphibia; Anura; Pelobatidae
Source: the annotation of a GenBank genome assembly
AUGAUGACGUACAGGUGUGGGCGUGAAGCCGCUGGGUGGAGGGGCAAGGAGAACACACUGGUAACGUGGAGAGGAAGCAUUGCAGCUGAGUGGAGGGACUGCUCGCCAGGAGAGCUAGCCACACGUGUUUUAUUGAGACCCAGGUAUCAGAAACCCCAAUAACCCAACUUUAUGGCCAUAGACCUAGUCCUCUCUGCUGAAGGUGCCCUUCGGCCAGGGAGAGAGGUAUGUACCCCCCAUGGACCUGGCAAUGCCACCAUCAAUACUCUCAUCAGACAUAUAUGUAGGCAUUGUAAAGGGUGCUGCACCCUCCCCUCUCCCCCCCUGGGGGAUUGGCUGACUUCACAUCAUGGAGCAGGUUGCCCACUCACCACAACAGCUGGUAUGGCAAGCAGUAGCCAUCACUACUGCUUGGUGACCCAGUAUUGUCCCUAAAAAAAAAAGCUCCGCUAGUUCUUUAAACCAGGCCUGCGGGUGUUAGGAUCAUUUCAUUUUACUUUUAAACCUGCUCUGAAUUAAUAAUCAGAUACGUAAAGAAUCAUAAGGGAAAAUGUGGAGAAUUAUGGGGAAUGUAGUCCAUGACAGGUGGAGUGCCAAAAACCUGCCCUAUAGUGAAAGGGAGGUUGCAUUCCCUGCUCAUGUCAAUGCAGGAGUAUCCGUAUAGCCUCAGGCGCUCCUAUGACAGCAUUAAAUGGUUGCCAGAUUUCCGAAUGCCUUCUGCCAGUUAUACUUUUUCAUUGGUUGGGGUUUGUAGAAUUGUGUUUCUAGUCUGUUUUUGGGGGGUCUAACAUUCUACGUUUCUAAACAUAACUAUGGACAAAAUCCUAUUUAAAGAUUCUAAGCUAUGGAAUUGAGCAUCCCAAGCCUAAUUAAUCCAAUCGAAAAACAUUGUUUUCAUAAAAUUUUAGCUUUGGUUAGAAUAACUCAUGGUGUGCUAGUCUGACAACCCCCUCGCCUGUUUAAAUUUUAUAUAUAUAUAUAUCUCAAUAAAAUACAUUUAAAACGUACCUCCAUUCCAGAGGCCUGCGCAAGUUCUCCUUGGAGCCUGAUCCUCCUAUGCUGACGUCACUCCUCCACACUGGGGGAACAAUGUUACAGAGCAAUUCUUAUUUCAGGGUGGCUAAUGAGGUGGAGUUCAUAGCAAAACACUGCACAUACAGACUUCAGGCACCAUGACCACAUCAAAUCACUGAUUUGAACAUGAUGCUUGGAGCCAGUAUAAAUGUUUUUAUUUUCAUGUUUGUUUUUUCUUCAUAAUGAAAUCUAGUCCAUAAAGCCUUACUCACCCUCCUGUAUACUACAGGUAUGAUUGCCAGCCUGUAGCGGUAUGGAUUUAUUUUGCUAAAAGCCACUAGUCACUGAUAUGCCUGUAAAUCUGUUGAAAAUGUAAGUUCACCCCCUGCUUUCAAACAGUACAGGAAGUUUCGAUGGAUCACAUAAUUCUUUCAGUAAGAGAGAGGGAAGGAGUGAAUGGACCCUACCAUUUCACUGUUUGCAUUACAUUAGCUGUUUUAAAUACAAUUUAUUUUAGAAGUAUAUAUGAUUUAACUGUAUUUACUAAAUGUAGGUGUCAACAUAAUUGCAGACAUUCUUUUAUAUUCUGUGGCCAUUUUCAUUAAGCCGCACUGCUAGUCUUUAAAAACACCUAAAAACAAGAUAUUUGACCAGUUUAAUUUAUUAUUGUCACAGGUAAUGUAUGUAAGAAAAAUUGCAUUUUUUGCUUGUAUACCAGUAUUUGUUAUCUUGAGCAAUCAGAAUCUGUUCUUAUUAUUCACUAAACCUCCAAUCUUAGCAAAUCAUUUCUGAAUUGUAAAUUCAGACUAAAAUAGCCAGCUUAAUUUCACAGUUGAGAUUUAAAGGGACACUCCAGACACCCAGACCACUUCUGCCCAUUGGAGUGGUCUGGGUGCCAACUCCCACCACCCUUAACCCUGCAAGUGUAAUUAUUGCAGUUUUUAUAAACUGCAAUAAAUGCCUUGCAGGGUUAAGUCCUUCUCUAGUCGAUCAGAUAGCCACUAGAGGGACUUCCAUGUUCUUAGAACAUGAAAGUGUCUUAAACAACGCUGGACGUCCUCACGCUAUGCAUGAGGACCUCCAGCGUCACCGGAAUCCCCAUAGGAAAGCACUGAAUAAUGUUUUCCUAUGGGGAGGUCUAAUGUGUGUACGGCCAUUGCCGCGCAUUAGGUCUCCCCCGUCAGCGGGGGAGGAUCACGGGUAGAGCCUGACCCAGCGCCGAGGGACAUGUCCCUCGGCGCUGGAUUUAGAUGAGUCACUGAAGGGGUUUUAACCCGUCACCACUACAGCUUAUUGUAGUUGUUCUGAAGUCUAUAUACUGCCCCUGCAUGCUUUUCAAUGUAAACACUGACUUUCCAGACAGUGUUUACAUUGCUUUCUGGUAAAACCUCUAGUGACAGUCAUUCAGACGGCCUCUAGAAGUGCUUCAUGGGUUGCUACUGCACAGUGUGAAGCACCUACGUUAAAGCUUUCCAUAAGAAAGCGUUGAUUCAAUGUAUCUCUAUGAGGAGUAGUUGAUUGCGCAGCAUGGUGUUUUUGUCGCGCAUGCACAAAUGUCUCCCAAUGUUUUUCUCUGAGGAAGCAUUGGAUUGGCUGAGAUUGAUGAUAUCAGCCAUUGAGGUGGGGCCAGCCAAGGCGUGAGUAAAAACAUCUUUCCCAUGUGAUUGGAGGAGGCAAGUCACCUAAACGUACACUCACUGACACACACACACACACACACACACACACACACACACACACUGAUUUGACACACACACUCACAAAUCAUUACUUUUUUUAUUUUAAAAUCCUCCCAACUAGGUAGGGACCUUUGGGAGAGCUGGAGUUGAUCAGCUUUCCCUGGGGUCCAGUGGGACUGCUGUCAUCUCCCUGCUCUCCUGCCUAGAGUUCUUUUUAUUAUUGCAGUGCCGGAAUAAGGUCAUUCCGGCUCCCGGCAUCACGGGAGGGCGUGCAAGGGAGUAGAGCAGGGAGAUUGCAGCUCCCUCGUGCUUCCUUGUGCUUACCAUUUUAAUGAGGGAUUUCCUAUUGACUGACCUUUUUAUCUACUGUACAUUUUAAGAAUUUUAUUCUAAAGUUCUAAACACUGUUGUGAAAUGUACUGCGUAGCCUAGUGUGCUGUUUAGUGGGGAGGCCUGAAUAUACCCAGAGACAGGGGCACUAAAGCGUUAGGAAUACUGAGUACUCAUAACGCUUUACUGUUAAUUUAACACAGAAUUUUAGUGAAUUGAAAGCCAAAAUGUGCGCUGAAAUAGCCAAACGCAGUGGUAAUGUCACUACUUAGAAGUGGGAAACCGAGGUUCAAUUCCCAAUCAGACCUUAUCUUAUCCAAACGAUAUAUAUCUGCCUACUUGAAAUGGUUAUAGAUUGUGAGCUUGUCUGAGCAGGGCCUUCUUUGCCUCUAAAUAUUCCCAUUGUAUAAUUAUAAAGUGUUGCAGAAUAUGUUGGAACAAUAUAAAUGAUUAUUAUAAUAAUAACAAUAAUAAUAGAAGAGUUGAAUCAUUUUACAAAUCAUAACUUUUUGCCUAAAUUUUGCAGCUCCAUUUUCAGUCCCUUAAAAUAUGAUAAUUAAUGCUUCAACCAGACCAUUACUUGUCUCCUUGCACUGCUUUGUAUGUGGGUAUAAAGUAUGAAUGUACUACUCAUUGUACAAUUUAUUUUUUAGUUUUAAUUCAGUUUUGACUAGAUCAUAUGAAUCAUAAAUAAUUUGUAGAGAUAGACAUUGGCUGAUUAACUAAAGUGGGAUUUUUUUGAGAAUUAAAACUAAAAAUAUAGUUGAAUUGUUUUUGAGUUUUUGUUCCAAUUAAUCAGUUUUGUCCUAAAAUUUUAUAUUUUCAGAUUCCUUUUUACAUGCUCCAAAAUCCUUACUUUACUCUUUAACCCUGAAAGUACUGCGCGAAAGUCUUCCUUCUUUCCAAGUAAAGCCAUCAGAGUAGUAAGUGUUUAUUUGUGGAGGGAAUAAGAUCACAUUUGUGACUGAUCUAUAUUUAUAUAAAUCUAUUGUCUUCUCUUUCAGUUACUGUGUAACGGCAUUAUGGUGAAGAAAAAAGUAAAAAACAUUCCUGUACAAGAUUCGUCAGAUACCGGUAUGGUUAAUUUGAUGAGGGUUUUAUAUCAUGGACUGUAAAUGUAUCUCUGGGAAGUGGGGACAGCUUCUGUAUUUUUUAGCUUGAAUUCACACACUGAAGCAAUUACAUUCUGCUCAGCAAGCACAAUUUGGUGAGUCCGACUUAGUUUAAUGAAUAGAAUGUCCUGUAUCUACUUACAAUAUCUUUGUGGCUGUCCUGAAUAGGGAGUGAUCACAGUAAGUGCCCCAUUCUAUCCAUUGAAUUACAUAAUUCGAUGACAUCAUUACAUAUCUUACAGGUCAGUGCACAUGUUAUCUCACGUUGGCAUAAUGGGUCAUCGAGCCAUAGUGAAUCCAUGACUUAAUAAUACUCUUCCUUUUUUCGUAGGCUGCCUUUUGUCUUUUAACAGGACUGUGUCUUACAAUUGUUAGAUUUCUGUUUACUAUGCAUUGUCUCAGGCUUUGCCAGAAUAGGCCCAAAGAAGCAUAUCUUACUGUAACGCUAAGCUGUCUGUAUAAGGGUUUAUAUCACACGUGAACAUGGCAAACGAUGUGCUAUCCUGCAUGAGAAAGAAACAUCAGGACAAAUAGUGUUGGCAAGAUUUAAAAAAAAUAAGGAUGGGGAUUAAAAGAAAGUCUGGAAAUAGUACAGUAAGCUCUGUGGAAAAAUCCUUGUUUUAAAUUUUGUCUGUAAUAGGAAUGUCCUGCCAGUUUUCUGAUGGCUAUGUACCUGGAGUUGUAGACCUGCUCCCUUGCACAGAUCCUGAUAAUUACAAACGUAUUAUUUUCUAUGACAGGACCAGCUUGCAGUCAUCUCCGGAAAGCAGUCGAAGAAGGACCAGUUAAAAAAGCUUUGGUGAAUGUCGAUUGGACUAUUUGUCAGGAUUGUCCAGUGGACAACAAGGAGAAGGAUGGUUCUGAGGAGGAGUCUGUAGAAAGCUCUCAGAUUUGGCUGUGUCUCAAAUGUGGAAAUCGGGUAUAGUACAAGUAUAUUAGUCGAGAUAUCACAAUGUUUCAAACUUUCAUUCUGAUCUAUGAGGACAGAUCGUAUCCUAUAAUUCUUUACCAGCAAAAAAUGGGAUGAGUAGUUUUUCCUUAAAGAGCAAUUUCAAUCGUCACAUAAGCUGAUAUGAACUGCUUUUUAAACUGAUAGCAGCCAUACUGUUUAGUGCAAUGGGCUGUGUGUGAGAGCUGCACAUUCAGAGUCUGAGGCUUUGCUUUCUCUCCAGGGAAGAUAAAGGCUUUCCUACUGUUCCUGAUAUAAGCAACCAGCUUGAUUGAUAGUCCUGAUGACAAUGAGUGCACUCAGGGUAUUCUAAGAACCAAGCACUUUGCAAUAAUGCAAAGCACAUUUGGUGCUUAGACUGACCCUAUAACUGUACAAUUGAAAGUUGAUACACCACAUGAUUUAUCCUCCUUAAAAAAAAAAAUGUUUUUUUAAAUUGUUCCUUUAUUUGAGUAAGGAACCUUGGAUACAAAGUUCCUGACCCUUUAAGGCUAGAUUCUAUCACAUGACAUUCUAAGUGUUUCUAUUGGAAACAUUGUACUGUGCUGCAGAAUAUGUGCACUGAUCUAUUUUAAUUUUAUUCCAUGUGUGGCACAACUUCUUAUAUAUCCUUUUUUUUUUUUUUUUUUUUGUCUCUUUGAAGGGUUGUGGGAGGUAUUCGACACACCAGCACGCAUUAAACCAUUAUAACAAGCCAAGAUCAGUCCCUCACUGCGUGGUGCUCAGUAUGGAGACGUGGGGUGUAUGGUAUGUUAAUCUUCAGCUUGUCUGGAUAUCGAAUUCAGUGUUUAGCAUUUACUGUAAACUGAAAAUGCAAGGCUUAUAUUGCUGUACCGCAUAGUGAUGGCAUAUCUAGGAUUCUUCUCCUGUACCUACAGCGCAUUUAACUGGACUUUGGUUUGAUGGCUGCUUUAAAAAAAAAAAGUUAGUUCAAGGGCUCACCCUGUACCCACACUUGCAAUAUGUAGGUUAUUAUUGUCCACCCCCCCACCCCCACCCAAAUCUUUUUUUUUUUUUUUUUUCUUACACUUUGCCUUCUCUUUAUCCCAUCCUGCUAUAGUAAUACUCCGUGCUGUCCUUAUGUUCUAGGAGUUGUAGCUGAUAUCAUUCUAACUCCAGAACACACUAGGUUAAUAACAUUUUGCUUAAAACAUAGUUGUUGUUGGGUUUUUUUUUUGGUUUUUUUAAGGGACACUAUUGUCACCAGAACACUACAAUUUAAUGUCUGUAGCGUGUCCCUGCAAGAUUUUUUAUAUAAACGCAGACUUUUCAGAGAAAAGGCAGUCUGUACACAGGUGCCUAGUAACAUCUCUAGGUGCAGUCAUUCAGAUGGCCACUAGAGGUGCUUCUUAGUCCAGUGGUGCACACUGUGCAGCACUUGUGUUCAGCAUCUCCACGCUCUGCAAGGAGGUGCUGAACAUUCCCCGUAGAGAUGCAUUGCAUCUCUAUAAGGAGAUGCUGACUGGUGCAGCGUUUUGCCGUGCAUGCACAAUAGCCUCCCAGUGCUUUCCUAAAAAAAGGUGAAUAAAAUAAUCUUAAUUUUGCAGUAAAUUUGACAUUUCCUUUAAAUUCUCAACAGUUCUCAUUUUAGUAAAUAACUAUGUUAGUCUUAUAUAUCUAUUUAUUCCAAAUCUUUUCUCUUCUCAUUUUAAUAGGUGCUAUGCAUGUGAUGUUGAAGUUCCAUUCACUAACACUAGUCGAUUAGGUCAGCUGGUGGAAUAUAUCCAACGAAAAUCCAAAUCAAGUGUCAAAACUCUCAAUUCAGGUUUGUACUUAACGGGACUCUACACUCCAAUACUGUUUGGUAUUCACUAAACCUCGAAUCUUGUGAAAUCACAUGAAUUGCAAACAAAUUCAGCAUAUAUCUAUCUCUCUCUAGAUUUUUCAAAACAAAACUUGUAUAUUUUUUUUUAAACUAUAAAUGUAUUAAACAUCGAAACGUUGAUUUUUGCCAACCUUAAUACACUUUGCAAAAAUUAACAUUUCGACCUACUGGCCUUUAUCUUGAUAAAGCUUUAAUUCGACCUUUUCCCUUGUUUGUAUGGUUUCACCUGAGUGAGCAAAGUGAAGCAGCAAAGAAUAUGUAGAUAAUCUCAACGGAAAUUAUAUUUUGUCGGUUUAGUGUAUUCAAAUAUGUCAACUGUAUUAAACCAUCUUUGAAAACACAUUCUCAGUAAAUAUGGUCAUAAUGAAAAAAACUGCAAAAUACAUUUGUAGAGGAAAACAAAUUAAAACCUGCUGUGUGCAUUUUGCACUAGUGGGUAGCGUACUUCACUUUAAGCAGUAGUGUUACAAUUAAGCAGCCAUUUAAAAAAAUAUAUAUUUAUUGUUAUGCAUCCCCCGCAUAUCUCAAGUUUGAAUUUGAGGGUCCUUCUUGGGUGUCAAAAGUUGCGAUAUCGUGUUUCCACAGUUAUCCCAGAGUUCCCUGCUUGAUAUGCAAAUGAGCACAGGCAAACAUUGUGUUUCAUACUUCCUUCUGCAUUGUUGCAGAUACCCCUAGCAAUAGACAUUGUUUUAAACACAGCUUUUAGAGAAAAAAAGAAAGAAGGGAAAAAACCUUGGCUAUUAUUCAAAAGGAUCAGUGAGCAGAAAAAAUAUAUGGCAAUGGAUAAAAGCAGUCAGGACCGUACGCAGACAAUAUAGUACAACAUGCAUGAUACAAAAAAGGAAAACCGAAUUUCUCUUUAACUCUGUAUCCUAUUCUAAAAAUAUUGCAGAACAGUUUGUACUCGUAGUUUUAGAUUUCUGAAGACAUUUUGUAUAUCAAUAUUUACUGAUCAUUUCUUGUGACAGUGUCUGUGCCAUUUUAAACAACGCUGACUUCAAAGACCAGCUUUGCUUUGCAUAUAUGGCCAACGUCUAGGGCUAUAUCAAGGCCUUUACUUGUAAAAUGGUCUAUUUUGGAAUUGUUUCAUUUGUUUUGUCUUUUGUUUCAUAAGAGAAAGCUGUUAUUGUUGGCGUUCACAUCUGACCCAGACACCUGUGCAAAUAUGAAAUAUUGUAUUCCCGGGCAACUUCCUUGAUGAAUAUGUUGGGCCAUUUAAAGUUUUGCCAUAUUUUAGAAUAACACCAACCUUCCUGAGAGGGUUAUGGAUUUAUAUUAAUACGUUGUGUAAAUGAUUCCAUCUAGGGGUUUUGGGGACCUUCGAAGUGAUUCAUGAUGGCUCCAGAAUUCUGCAUUCUUUUUCCAUCUUAUAUGAUUCUAUUAUGAUUUUUUUUUUCUUCAGUUAGGAUUAUGUUUGGGGUAGAGAUAGGGUUCCUUUAAACAUUUGGGAGCACCAGGGAAGUCAUGAUAGUAUUUGUGUAUUUACUUAUUUAUUUUUUUAUUUUCCUGAUGUAUAGUGUCAGUACAAGAAGGAUGUUCUUCCUUAAAGGGACACUAUGGACACCCAGACCACUUCUGCCAAUUGGAGUGGUCUGGGUGCCUUGCGCCUCUCCCCUUAACCCUGUUAGUCAAAACACAGCGGUUUUGGAGAAACCGCAGUGUUUUGAUUACAGGGCUUAUCCCAAGUCUAGUUGCUGUCUCUCAGACAGCCGCUACAUGUUUUUUUUUCGGAUUCUUACAGCACCAAAAGUGGUUUUAAAUGAUGUUUGACAUCCCCACGCUCUGCAUGAGGACGUCGAGCAUCGCCGGAAUCCCCAUAGUAAAGCAUCGAAUAUUGCUUUCCUAUUGGGAGGUUUAAUGCGCGUGUGCGCAUUAGGUCUCCCCUGCCAGCAGCCGGCGUCGGGGGAGGAGUGUGGGCGGAGCUAAGGCAGUGUUGAGGGACAUCGGUGCUGGAACCAGGUAAGCGCUACAGCAGGGGGCCUUGACAGAAGGUAAAGCUACAGUGCCAGGAAAACUAGUUUGUUUUCCUGGUACUAUAGUUUCCCUUUAAGGUGGACGAGUAGCCUCUAUAAUUAAAAAUGUUAAUUAGGAGAGAACCCACCCCUGAUACUUUAAAUAAUGUCUUUGUGUCUGUUAUUUGUUUUAUUUUGUUUAUGUCAGUAUUAACAGAGCAAGAUGUGUGUACAUCUGAAAAGGUGGAAGAGACAAUUAAAAGUAGAACAAGCGAGAACAUGGAAGAAGAUCCCAAUAAAAUUUCUAAAGGGGACAAAGCGGUCCACACCUUGAGUAACAAUCAAGAACCCACUGUAAAGGGGCUCAGUAAUUUGGGGAACACGUGCUUCUUUAAUGCUGUGAUGCAAGUGAGUCAAAAAGUUCUUGUCGUUUAAUGUUUGUUUUUUUUACAAACCAUUAUGUUAGCGUAAACAGAAUAACUAAUAUCAUAACUUAGAAUUCAUAUUUUAUGCAUGUGUGUUAGCGAUGUGACUAACGCAGUGAAUAUUCUGGAUACAUAGACUAUAAAUUGAGAUUCUAAUGCACUUUAUGUUUUUUGUUUUUCUUUCUUUUUAUGAAGAAUUUAUCACAGACCCCUACCUUAAGGGAGCUUCUGACUGAAGUAAAAUUACCCCAGAGUGUUACUGUUGCACUCCCGGAUUCUGUAAGUGGGAACCUAUAUUACAAUGUCUUUUUUUUAAUGUCACCGUACCGAAAUGUAUGAGCCUGUACGCAACAAGCUAAAUAUUACAUUUAAAGGGGAACUAUCACUUCAAAAAAAAAAUCAUUUUUUUUAUAUUGUACUUGAGUAUGCCUGUACUAAACAAAAAUGUAUUUGUGAGUUGUGAAAAGUAAGUGCAAUACUUUUUUUUUAUUUUUUUUAUCCUGCUUCCAUUUUAACUCCUUGUUCUAAGCUCUGUCUGUUUGCACGUCGCAGUCAGCGUAGGGAAAAAAUACAGAGAAGAAGAAAAAUGUUUUUUAAAACUUAAAUACAAAUUGAAAAGUAAACAGAGUGUUUCAUGAACAAACAGUUAACACAACUUAUAGGUUGUAUUCAGUGGUGUAGGUUCAAGAGAAGAGACGGCUCUCCUUUAAUCUCACGUUUCUGCUUAUCAAGAUAAAUUGUAAAAAAUCUGUGUAGAUCAGGUUUUCAAUUCCUGUAUUGAACAGUGUGAUUGACAAUGUGCAAUGUGGGAAUCCCUAAUGUCGGGGAAUACUGGGACAUCCAUGUGUCUGUCUGCCUGAGAAUAGUGGUAGUUGCAUUGAUUGGGCAGCAGCCGCUGACAUUAUUUCAGCUCUCUCCUUUAAUGAUAAGCUGGGAGAGAAGUUGGCGAGAAAAUCACACUGUCUCCCCGCCUCCUCCCCUUUCUGGUACUGGCAUAGGAUUAAAGAAGCAGUCACACUUUUUAACAUGAUUGACAAAAUAAAAAAAAACAUAGUUCUGACAUAGUUCUGAUAUGCGAUGGUAUACACACAUAACAAACAAGUACGUCUGUUUUACAGGAGCGUUUCUAUUUUGUAUCUCCGGUUAGCAGGGAAUUGUAACUAACAUGGGAAUUUAUACGUGUGGUGGCAAUUUCGCCGCCAGCAUAACGCACGUAUUAAAUGUGACGUUCAUUAAAACUUGUGGCAUACACUAGAACUAGUACUGGAUGUCCUGCUCUGUCAUUAAAAGUUAUUUUGGGUUUAUUAUUAAAUCUGCUAAUUCAUCUAUUUCCAGUCUCUUCAAGAGUUGAAUUUAAAUCAGUCACCUGGACCCCUGACCUUAGCAAUGUCCCAGUUCCUGACAGAAAUGCAGGAAACCAAGAAAGGGGUGGUGACCCCAAAAGAGGUCUUCACUCAGGUCUGUAAAAAGUGAGUAUGUACCAGAGUUGCCCAGCUGUCUUUAAAGUACAGGUUUAAACGUCUCAUGGAAGAGUUUCAAUGUCUUGAUAAAAUUAUGCUUGUUCGUAUAGAGAUCAUCAUCUCCUGCUUUGCCUUUAUCUGGGUUAGGAACGUAGAUGUUCCCAUUGGAUCUGCUAGCCACCAUGGCAUUACUGCAACUUGCCGAGAUCCUCGCUUAAAAUGGAACUGUCACGUUGCUGUAUUUAUUUAUAUUCGCUUACCCCUCCCGUAUAUAUUUUAAGAAAUAUACGCUUUUGUUAGGUCUUGAAAAUGAUAUAGACAUCCAUAGACGUUUUAUACUGAUGCUGAAUGCCUUCCAUGGCUGUGACCCACACAGCCUGCUUAGAAAAAAAAAAACUAAAGGGACUUUGCAAGUCAUAGCUAGUUGAGAUGUAACUAAGACUGCAGAAACAGUGAUACGUGAUUUAACUCCUAAAUGGCAGAGGGUGGAGCAGCAGGGCUGCAAGGGCAUGAUCUAUGCACCAAAGCCACUUCAAUAAGCUAAAGUUGAUUUGGUGCUCAGUGCUUUAAAAUCCGAACAUCCUCCUGCUGUGUCUUGCUUAUGUAAAAUUGUCUUCAUUAAAAUAAAAAAAUCUUCUUUAAGCCAUGUGGCUCGGUCACUUUUCAUUUGGAUAGUUGUGCUAUUUGCCGUCGGGGAGAUUUGGGGUUCUUUGUCUCAGUCGGCGUUCUAGUCUCCGAAAGGUUUUGGUUUUCAGUUCACUGCAGUCAAUAAUUUAGUGAUUUUGUAGCUUCUUUCUCCGUUACGCCUUUUUGUUAACAAUAGUUUGUUUGAUUUUUUUGGUGAACAUUGUAUUUUUUACAGAGCUAUACGUUUUAAAGGAUACCAGCAGCAAGAUAGUCAGGAACUGCUUCGUUACCUCCUGGACGGCAUGAGAGGCGAGGAGAUCCAGGUACUACUGCUGAAAGAAGGCGAGCUGCUUAGGAUUGUUAACGUUGCCGAAUGUAUGUAGACGAUAUAUGUUCCAAACGGAUGACAAUCUAGCAUGGAUACACCACCCACUGUUAAUGCAUCGCAGGGUUUAAAAAUAAAAACAUAUAGUAAAAUAUUACAUACCUCCUGAGGAAAUUCUGGACCCGAUCCUAGUCCUCAUAUUGUCAAGGAAAAUGCAGAGAUUAGUUAUUUCUCAUUCCACCAAAAAAGCCAUGAGCAUCUUCUCAUUCACUUCACACAAAAAUAAAUAAAAUAAGUAACUGCUUGCACAUGUGGCUGUGGUUUCCAGCUAUCUUGAUUGCCUUGCAAGAGUUGCACUUUGAAUACUGCUCUCAGCCAUCUUAGCAUGGUAAUGUGAAAGGUGUGUGUUUUGUUUUGUUUUUUCUCCUGACUAUAUUGAAGAAACCUACCGCUUUGUGUCUCGCCACUCAAACCAGUCACCCCUGAUGUGUUGGUGUCACUUUCUAUUCUGUACAUUCCGGCUCUCUCUGUCUCACGGUUUCUCAAUUAGCACAAUAUCCAUAAGACGCUACCUGUUAAAAUAAGCUUGCAAUUAGAAAACUUUUAUCCAUCACUGAUUCUACCUAUGUAUCUAAUGCUGUUCUAAUUUGUCUUGAAUUGAAGCUGUGACUUUUUAUUUUUUCAUUUGAUCUCAAUUUACUGCAAUGAAGUGUUUUCUGAAUACACUCCUUUCUGUUUCAUGUGUCUUAUGUUCCAAGCAGUCUGUAAGCGUGCAGGAAAAGCUCUCUCUACCUUUUUUGUUAUACAUUUGUGACAGCUUUGAAAUCUCUAAUUACACGUUAUCAGGGUUAUUCACUACAGUGAGAAUUGUCAGGAUUUCAAAAAGAAUUUUAAUUUUUAGACUAAAUUAGCCGAACUACAAAAACCUCCAAGUCAGCUGUGAUUUCCGUUCAGCUCAUUUGGCCUUAAAUCUAAAAAUUCAGUUUGAAUUCCUGCAAAGUCUUACUUUAGUUAAUGACCCUGUAUACAAUUUUCUGGCACCUUCAUAUUUUAAUAAACUAACAAUGAUCCAUGUAAUGGAACUGUAAUGCAAAAAAACUGUUCAAUCAAAAACACAUUUAUUUGAAGGUAGUCUCCUAAUGAUUUUCCUCGUACACUCUAGAGAAUACGUGUUGCAAUGACCAAGGAGCUGCACGGUAUCUCUGAAAACCAAGAUGAGGAGGAAAUUAAAAAGAAAAUAAAAGGUAACUUGAAAGUAAACUAUAUGUUAAUACUAAGCUGUUAAAGGAAUGACUCCAUAAUGACCCAUUCUAAAGUGCGGCAGCUGUGAAAAUACAAAGUUAACACUUUGACAAUAUUAUUGUCUGUUUUCAUUCAACCCAGACAGAAUUGGUUGAGGGUGGUGGAGGUGGGUUAUCCCAGUAUUUUUAUCCAAAUUGGCAUUGAUAAAAGGUGCUGGUUCUGCAUUCUCAUUGCUGCUGAGAAUAGACACGUUACAUCAAAGCAUUCCUGAACGGACUCGUAAUAAAUGGGGGUCAGCAUCCAGGCGCUCUCUAGGCAACAUGAACUUUACAUCGAGCUCCCUAUAAGCGACUAUUUCUAUUUGCCUUCUCCAGACUGUGAAAAACGAAGAGCGUUCCCAAACUUUGUGGACCGUUUAUUUGGAGGAGAGCUCACUAGUACAAUUAUGUGUGAGGAAUGUCAUACGGUAAGCGAAAACAUAUUUCCUGUCGUUGGAGUUCUCAACGUGUCGUCAUCUGCUAUGUUCGAAAGAACAAUAUAUACUAUACUAUGUAUCAUUAAAAUUCACCAUUACAAUACUUUGCGUUUUCAAAUGCAUGCAUUACAUUUUACUCUGAAAUUAAAAUUGUCUGUAUUGAUGUGAUGGCGACUCAGAGUAGACAUUGGAGUGCUGGUUUAGCAUGGGGCAUCAGUGUUCUAGUGUUUCGAAGUAGAUAUGGGGGUGCGGGUUUUACAGCCUGGUUACUCGUUAAACAAAAACGGUUGGCAAUUUGCCAGGGAAUUUAAUCCAAUUUAGUUGAAAUAGAAAAUUUAUAUAAUGACAUAACAAACCCUAAAGGUCCUGCCUGCUAUGAAGAGAGAUAAGGUUAAUAACUGUCAAUUAAAAAACAUUAUCUAACUUUCUGUGAAUAUAUCUAUAUCUAUGCGGUCGAGAUAGCUCAAUGGGCUAAUGCAUCAUGAAUAGAAUCUGUUCAACCUGGAAGGUUGACUCAGCCCUUAAUCCUUCUGAGGUAGAUAAAAUAAGUACAAGAGGCAAAAGUACACAUCCCCAAUAUUUCCUGUUUAAACAAUGAUAUUAUUAUAUAUUUUUUUCUUGAACUAUACUAUAAUAGGUUAACAUACACAAUUAAAAUGAAAAUUAAUGUUAAUUUAUUUAUUUAUUUAUUUUUUUCAUCUUUUCCAAGGUGUCACUGGUGCAUGAACCAUUUCUUGACCUUUCCCUUCCUGUUUUGGAUGAUGUGGUAAGAGAUGCGCUAACUGUGUUAAGCCAUUACUGUCCUAUAUUGUAAAGCACUACUGACACACUUAUUUACACUAUAUAAUUAUAAGCACUUUGUAUCAGUAUGUAUUCAUUAUUUAUCUGUAUAUAGAAACAUAGAAUGUGACGGCAGAUAAGAAUAUUCAGCCAAUCUAGUCUGCCCAAUUUUUUAAAAUACUUUCAUUAGUCCCUAGCCUUAUCUUAUAGUUAGGAUAGCCUUAUGCCUAUCCCACGCAUGCUUAAACUCCUUCACUGUGUUAACCUCUACCACUUCAGCUGGAAGGCUAGUCUAUGCAUCCACUACCCUCUUCGUAAAGUAAUACUUCCUGAUAUUAUUUUUAAACCUUUGUCCCUCUAAUUUAAGACUAUGUCCUCUUGUUGUGGUAGUUCUCCGUCUUUUAAAUAUAGUCUCCUCCUUUACUGUGUUGAUUCCCUUUAUGUAUUUAAAUGUUUCUAUCAUAUCUCCCCUGUCUCGUCUUUCCUCCAAGCUAUACAUGUUAAGAUCCUUUAACCUUUUCUGGUAAGUUUUAUCCCGCAAUCUAUGAACUAGUUUAGUAGCCCUUUCCUCUAUUGUACAGCACUACGGAAGAUGUAGGUACUCUAUAAAUACCAAAUAAUCUAAUAAACCGAAUCAUUUAAAACGUAAUUACAAAAUUUAGAUUAAAGUAGCCAAGCUGUGAUGGAAUUGGAGAUUUUGGUUCUGUAUUGUUGCCUACAUUCUGCAGUUUAAAUCUAAGUUCACUACAAUUCUGAGAUUAAUGCAGCACUUGUUGUGUGGGUGAAAUAUUGAGGCUCCUAUGUUAGAGGGUGCGGAAUCAGUCUUUCAAAAACACAACUUUACUUAUUGCAGCUCUCAAGAAAGGUUUCUCCUAAAACCUCAAAAAAUUUUGGGGGAAAGAAGCCUCAAGAAGAAGAUGAUGAUGAUGAGGAUGACGACGAUAGCUAUGUGAAAGAGAAAAGUGAAGGGACUGGAACAAGUAAACAUCUUCAGAAAAAGGCCAAGAAACAAGCUAAAAAGCAGGCAAAGGUUGGUAAUUAGGAACUAUGAAAAGCAGGUAGAGACAUGACUUCCUGUGAGAAGAAUAUGACCUCUUACAAACCUGGUUAGGAAUAAUUAAUGUUCAUCAUGAGUGCGGUUACUCAUUCAGAAUCACAUAUUGCUCAAGUUAGGUCUGUUUGUUAAUCCUAAACCCUGGGGGAAUGCUCUAAACUCUACCAGAACCGCUAUAACUUAAAGGGACACUAUAGUCACCUGAACAACUACAGCUUAUUGUAGUUGUUCUGCUGGCGAGUAUAGUCAGUCCUGCAGGAUUUUUCCUGUGAACAAAUUAGUGCUCCACUACAUUAGAGGUGCUUUCUGGGUUGUACAUCAAUGCUCUGCAUUGAGGCACUGAACUAUCACCAUAGAGAUUCAUUGAGCCCAUGCAUCUCUACGUGGAGAUGCUGAUUGGCCAGCACAGCAUUUUAUGUGCAUGCGAAAUAGCCUCACAAUGCUUUUCUCUGGGAAAGCAUUGGAUUAGCUGAGGUUGUCAGUUCUUAUAAACUCAGCCAAGGAGGUGAAAUGUGGAUGGGGUCAGCGGCGGUUGACAAGCUUGGUGCUAAAAUAAAGGUGAGUUUUCAACUUAUUAAAGGGGGGCUAGGGAGCUAAAUAGUGUUUUUACCACUAUAGGGUCAGGAAUACACAUUUUGUAUUUCUGACCCUAUAGUGUACCUUUAAUGUAAUGGUGCAAAAAGUCGGUCCCUGCUGUGUAGCUCACCCCCUUACUGAGAUACCUUGACUGGCUGAUAAAUUUAGGUCUACAUAUCUUACUCACUCCUAAUGAAGGGACUUCCAAGGGAUUAGAAAAUUACAUGACAUAAUUACUGUGGAACAUAAGUGAAAGAGUGCUCAAAACACUCCACUGGCCUGCCGUGCUUCGUAAGGGUCAUUGUGAGGACCCUCCUUUUUGUUUGUCUGUAUAUGUCGCAUUAUGUUUAUAAUUAAAGAAAUCAAUAUCAUAAUUUUUUAGUUUGAAUCAAUUUUUAUAUUUUUAUUUUUACAGAAUCAGCGUCGGCAGCAGAAAUUCGAAAAUAAGACAGUGCUCUUCAACAAUCUGUGUGCCACACAGAAGGAAGAUGACAGUGGCAACGAAGAAUCGGUCUCAGACAAGCCUGAGUCGGAAACUAACCCAAAGCAGGAUGCUAACGGCCAUUCUGACAAUUUAGAUACGGUCAGUCGAGAAGAUAAUGCUAAUUUGGAAAGUGAUUCUAAAGGACAGACAGAACAUUCUGCUGAGAACACUGUGACAUCAGAGGAAAUCGUGGGAGCUAGUUCUGCACUCUGCAAAGAAAAGCUGGAAAGUAAUACUGACAUAGAAAUAGGCAAUCCAGAAAACAACAUGGAUAUAGGAAAUCUGGAGCGCAAAGCAGACGUGGAUGUAGGAAUUCUGGAAAAUAACAGUGAGCUGGGAGUCAAGGUUUUGGAAACCGGUAAUGAAAUCCAUGUAAGAAACCUGGAAAAUGGAACAGAAAUGGCUGUAGGAAAUCUGGAAAAUAACACUGAAUCUGCUGCGUUUCUGGAAAAUGGUUCCACUGGAUGUCUAAACACGGAUACCAGCGAGCUCCAAGAUGAAUCGUCACAUGUUCAGCUUGAUGGCAAUAAACCUUGCACAGAACAAUUCAAUGAAGAAGACCAAUUAACGGAAAAUUUAAAUAGACUUAAUUUGGGUCCAGUCAUUAAUCCAAGUGAAAUAGAGCUUGAGAUAAUUGAUGAACCGCCUGAAGCACAUGUCUACGAAGUGGUGAUGGAGGACCCAAAAACUGCCUUUUGUACACUAGCGGACAGACUAGAUCUCCCGUUGGAUGAAUGCACUGUGCUCCGUUGUCUUUCUCAGUUUACUCACAAAGAAAACCUGACUGGGAACAAUCAGUUGCUUUGUAAUAUGUGUACACGAAAACAUGCAAGUAAACCAAAGAACAAUAUUAAAGGUAAGACAAGUUCCCUUUUUGGUUUUGGCUAAAUAUAUCCAGAACAAGAAACAAAACAUCUUAAGAAAAAAUGAGUGAUAUACAUUUUCAUUGAGGAAUUACUUGAUGUGCCAAAUACAUUAAAUAAAAAAAAUGUAAACCUGUUACUGCAGUGAUGCUCUGCCUUUUCCAGGAAAGGAUUCAGACAGUCGUAAUGCUGUCUUACCUCUCCAUAGCAGUGCUCAGCUGAUCCCAAUUUUUUUGGGGGGGAGUUGUAGUUCAGUUGUCCGCUUUCUCCUGUGUAGUAUUACAUCCUGUAGAGUUACAUAUUUUAAAGACAAGAAUGAUCAGUCAGAAGCCACUCAGUCUGAUCUUAACCCAUAAACCCUUGCUGAACCGAGAAUUAAAGAAAUAAGUAGUUAUAUCUGUCCCUAUCUCACUCAUCACAUUGAACUAUCUAUUAACUGAUAACAGCUGUAAUUAAUUUCUAAAUAGAUCAGUUCAGUCUGUGUGCAGCGAUUGGCACAGCCACUGAUCGCACGUGCUUGUGGCUUGUCUCAUUUUCCAAAGAGGAGAGAGAUCCUGAGAGAUUCUUCCCACUAGUGUGUAAAGACCCGUCCUUUGUUAUAUCCGAGGCAUGGGAGGGGGGGGGGGUGGGGGUGGAGAUGCUAAGAACGGAGAGUGGGAGAAUUAUACUGUCUACAUGAUAACCAUUUCAAUAACUUAAAGUUCUCUCAGCUUCACAUGUGCCACGUUUUAACUUUCAGUGUUCUUGUUCUCACAGUUAGAUUGUAAUGUUUGGAAAUCCUGUGAAUACAUAUCAUUAUAAUGAUAUUCUGUUACAGGAGACAAGAAAUUUGUUUACACCAAUGCCAAGAAGCAAAUGUUGAUAUCUGACCCUCCUCCAAUCCUUACUCUACAUCUGAAACGGUUUCAGCAAGUAAGUCUGUGCUUUCAAGGGUGAUUUGAAAAGAGUCUGUGUGUCUUCUUGGGUUAAAGGCUCGCUGUGUUAAUUUACAUCUAUAUUAACCACAGGUUCUAAUACGGAAUCUGACGUUCGUUAUAAAAAAAAUAUGCAAUUAUUGUACUCCAAAAGCAAACAAUAAUAUACUUAACGACAUGAGAGAGCGAGAGAGAUCUUUUGAUGUAGUCGUCUUUGUAUCAACAAGUUAGGGACACACCCAGAGAGCCGAAUGAAGAGUACUAGAAGAGAACGUGGUCCUUUUGCAUAAUGUUCUUUAUAGGCAAAAUUACACUAUAGAUUUUAAAUUAAACUCUGUCCAUAUAAGGACACUACCCCUAAUCUCCCUAUACAGCACAUUUCAGAGUCCUCAUGGUACAGAAUAGCAAACUGCCAUCUGCUCUUUUUAACCCAUUAGACAUGCAGACCUUAAUAUGUAUUUGAACAGGAAUAUAGAAUAUGUAAUAUUCUACAAGGGGGUACUAAACGCACCCAGAACAUUGUAUCUCAAUGAAGUAGGUGGGUGCAGCACCUCUGGUGUUUUAGCCCUGCAAUCUGUUAGUAAACACACCACCAGUGAUUGUCUUCCUGAGAGCCACAGGAGUCUGACUCCGUUCUGUGACAUUCUUGCCAUCAAACCCUGAUCAUAGGUAAGCAUAGUAUUCCGUUAUACCUUAUGAGAAGCAUUUGAUUAGACUAGUGAGGCAUUUGCCAUGCUUGCGCACGUCAUCCCCAAUACAUCUGUAUGAAAAGCAUUGGAUCGGACAAUAAGCCAGGAAGUGGCGCUUCCAGGAUAACGUCGCGGGAAGAGGAGUGGGCAGAAACACAUUGGGUCUUGGCACUGGGAUAAAGGUAAGUAAAAACAUUUUCGUUAUGGUUUAAUUUAGGGCGCCCUUGCAUCUAACUAGUGAGGAGUACAAUAUAGUGUUACGAAUACAUGUUUGUAUUCCUAACGCUAUAUUGUUCCUUUAAAGUAUUUGCUGUCAUUUAUAAUAUUUAUUUAUUACAUUUUUUCUAAUUUUCUUCCAUGGUUUGAACUAUUGGACUGUAAUAUUUUUCCUCUUUUUUUUUUUUUUUUUUCUCUAUUUUUAGAAUGGUUUCAAUCUCCACAAAAUUAACAAGCAUAUCAAGUUUCCUGAACUGAUAGACUUGGCACCCUUCUGCACGGUGAAAUGCAAGGUGAGUGAGCAUAAUGCAAAACUGCAAUGCAGAAUUCAUAGUUCCGAAGGUAAUUAAUGUUACUUAGUCAUGUGUUGGUCAUCUUAAAGCGUCACUGUCUGGGGACAUUGAAGAAUUCGAAAAGACCCCUGAUGUUGACAUUGCCAUUAGGGUUUGCAGGGCAGGUGAAGGUAAGGUUUAACAGUGGGUCCACUUCAGCUUCUGGUGCUCCUGUCCCUUGCAAGAGUACAGCAUUGAGAUCUAUGGAGGAACCCAAAGAUCCUCCAUACACAGAGACCAUUACCGGCAGCCAUCACUGAUGACGACAGAGAGGACUGACACUUAUCGACAGCGGUAUCUCCGCCCAGUGUCAAGAAGGCAUGGAAAUGUAAAGAGACAAAGUAGACCCUACUUUUUUCUGUAUAUCUGUUGACAGGGUUUAAAUUUCAGUCAAAAUUAGUAUUUCAUAAUCCUUCUAUUCUAUUCUAUUUUUUGGGGUGGGGGAGAGGAAUAGAUAUUUUAUUUUUUUGCGCAAUGAUAAAUAUUUUUAAAAAGUAGUUUUUUUUGCAGAUAACAUGUAUAAAAACAAACAUUCCUUUUUAUUUAGUUAAUUAAAAGUAGAAAUCACAUGUCACAGGGAGGGUUAACUUAAAAGCUAACAACUGUUCAUCAAUUGAUGGAGGAUAUCGGAAGGCUUAGAAGAUCUCGGUUGAGCUAGUAAAUAUUGCUGCCACAUCGUCAAAGAAAAGCAAGGCUUAAUUCUCAUGGUGUGCCUGGCAUAAACAAAUGUAUACUUCUCUCAUUUAUUCUGGAGGAAAUCUGCUACUCCUUUCACUUAAUGUGUAUAUAGAAUUUAUACAUGUGGGUAAUAUACUCACCUCCUGAUUAUUUUUAAUGUAAGUAGGGGAUAAGCUCAGCUUGUUUCUAAAAGAGAUUAAAUGAGUGCUAUUUAUCUACAGAAUAUCCCCAAAGGAGAGUCUAGAUUAUUAUAUUCCUUGUAUGGAGUCAUCGAACACAGCGGAACCAUGAGGUCAGGACAUUACACAGCUUACGUCAAGCUGAGGAAUCCAAAUUCUCGAUUUUAUGACCUUGUACUUCGGAGUGAAAUACCUGAAGGUAAACUAUAUAUGCCAUGUAUGUGUGUGAUAUUUUUAUAGUCUUAAUUAUAUUCUAAGCCAUUUCUUUCCCUUUUUCCUACACAGAAUCGAACAUUGAGCCCACCAGGGGACCAUGGUAUCACAUUAGUGACAGUCAUGUGCAAGCAGUUCCACUAAGCAAAGUUCUUAACUCACAAGCUUACCUCCUGUUUUAUGAGCGAAUACUGUAA